UUGCCAUUGGUUGUGUGUGUGGCUGAGUCAGUAUAACGUAUAUAGAAACACAACCAUUGGUGUGAUUAGGUUCUGUAAUAGAUUUUAAGGGAAUCUACAUAAGAGAUUCAUAACGUGAAGCAAUCUCCAAUUCGAUUGCAUCAUCAUCGAGUCUCUAUCUAUAUAUGCAUUAUUGUUUCGCCUCUGUAAGCGGAGAUGGCGAGUAUUCGUUGCGGCGGAGGAGGAGGAGGACGCGCAUGUGCCGUUCGUUCUGAUCGGCGAACUUUCACCGUUCGAUCAUCAUGUGUGGUUCCGGUGCUUAAUCGACGGAACUGGGCUGAUACGGGGAAAGUUUCGAUGACGGCGGCGGAUAUGGCGCCGGUGAAGAUCGGUGAAAGGAAACGCGGCGGAUCGGUUGUGUCGAGAGAAAGGAUCGAGCAGUGGCUGAGAGAUUCAGUUGUUGAGAUCGUGAAGAAUCUGAGAGAGUCGCCGUUGCUGGUGCACUUAUACGCGGAGGCGAACGGAGGCUUGAGUACGACGGCGAAGAAUCCGGAGGCGGAGGAUUGGAAGGCGAUGGUGGGAAGGUGGGGUAGAGGAGAGGAAAGGACGCCGGAGGGAGUGAUCUUCGUGGAGAAGCUAGCUGACGAUGAAGGAGAUGAUGAUCACGGUGGAUACAACGGUGGAGAAGGUGCAACAAGUGCUUGGGGGAUAGUGGCCCAGGGAAGAGGAACGGAUUGUGGACCGGUUUGCUACCUGUUGAAAACGACCCGGGUUGGGUCGGGUAUGGGGACGGUUUGCACACAUUUUUGCUUGGUGAAGGUGAAGAGUUUUAGGGAGACGGCUAUGUUACAGUUGAAUAACUCUUGGUUGGUGCAGACUGGUCAAUGAAUUCAAAGUAUAGGUUUAAUGGUUCCUUAUUUAAAGGCUAAUAAGGGAUGGAUUGAUCGUGUAAUUAUUCUCUUUGGGUUUGAAUUAUAAAAACCCUUAUUGAUGAUCAAAGUACCUUUGUUAUUGUUACAGGCAUAUACAUUCAUCUUUCAACAU
Molecule: messenger RNA, 1023 nt
Organism: Brassica napus (rape)
Lineage: Eukaryota; Viridiplantae; Streptophyta; Magnoliopsida; Brassicales; Brassicaceae
Exons: 1
Coding region: 196-867 (223 amino acids)
Source: RefSeq, a predicted model, not a curated record